Molecule: messenger RNA, 2061 nt
Organism: Triticum dicoccoides
Lineage: Eukaryota; Viridiplantae; Streptophyta; Magnoliopsida; Poales; Poaceae
Exons: 5
Coding region: 229-1842 (537 amino acids)
Source: RefSeq, a predicted model, not a curated record
UGCUCCCUCCCCCGACCAGCUGCAAUCUUUCUCUCCAGCUCCCCCCCGCGACCAGCUUCUCCACCCCCUCCCUCCCUCGUCGGCGGAAAGCUCCCCGUGAUCUCGCCGUCGGCGCAAAGCUCCCCUCCGAGGCUCUCUCCGGCUGUCAAUUCGUCGGCGGACGGCCGGCCGGCGCGGAGAUCAAGCAGCCCCCCGGUCUCCUCUCCCAGAUCAGACCGCCAGGCGGCCAUGGCGACGCUGUCGGCGGGCGUGCUGCUGAAGCUGCUGGACGGGAUGAAGACGGGCGCGGCGAAGCCGGUGGGCGAGCACCGGACGGCGGUGCUGCAGGUGACGGACAUCGUGCCGGCGGAGAUGGACGAGGUGGACCUCUUCCCAAAGCACGGCCGCUUCUACGUCAAGGUCUCCGACUCCUCCCACUCCAUCUACGCCACGCUGCCGCCGGCCCAGGCCGACCUCGUCCUCGCCAACAAGCUCAGCCUCGGCCAGUUCCUCCACGUCGACCGCCUCGACCCCGGCUCCCCCGUCCCCGUCGUCGUCGGCGCCAGGCCGAUCCCCGGCCGCCACCCGCUCGUCGUCGGCACCCCCGAGCCCCUCGCCAGGAAGCCCGCCGCGCCGCGCAGAGGCUCCUGGGGCCCCGAGAACCAUGGUGGCGCCACGGCGGCGUCGCCCAAGGUCGUCAGGCCCAUCGCGCUCAGCUUCGAGGAGAGGACGCCCGUCAAGGAGCGGCCCUCGCCGGCGCGCAGCUCCGCGUCUUCCGUCAGGAAGAGCACCAGCGUCAUGCCAAGGCUCAUGACCCGCAGCCGGAGCUUCGUCGCCGACCGCGGCGACCCCCCUCCGCCGCCCAACAAGAUCCCCAAGAGCCCCUUCCAACCUGAGAAGAGUUCGCUGAGCUGCACGGCCGUCCGGACCAUGAGCAGGAGGCCCAGGGAGGAGGAGCCCUCCUCGCCGGUCUCCGAUGACGACGUCGGCAGCACCGCCACCUCCUCCAGGGCCGCCCGCGUGCCGGUGCCAGGGAAGCUCAGCUCCCUCGGCAAGGAGGCCAUGGAGCAGAGGGAGCAGGCGCAGAAGGUGGCGUUGGAGGCGCUGCGCAACGCGUCGGCGACGGAUAACGUCGUCAGGAUCUACAAGAUGUUCGCCGAGGUGAGCAAGGCGGCGAGGCCGGACGCGCCCGCGGCCUGCUUCGACGGCUUCCUCAGCUUCCACCAGGAGGCCGCGCAGGCCGUGGCCGACAUCGAGUCCAUCCAGGCGGCCACCUCCAUGGCUGCCGCGGCGGCCACGAGCGACGUGCUCGCCGAGGCUGAGGCGACGCCGGCGCCGGCGCCGAACGUGCUCCAGGAGAUCGCGCAGAACAGGGCCACCACGCCGGGGAGGCGGCGCGGCCUGCUCGGGUUCGGGAGCGUGUCCAAGUCGGUGUCCUUCGCGCCGGGCACGCUGCAGGACCCUUCGUCGCGGCCGGACGGCGCCGCCCGGAGCUCCAGCGCCAGCAGGAAGACGCCCGUCGGCGACGGCGACGACAAGAGCAAGAGGUCGUCGGCUCCGGCAGCGGUGGCGGUGGGCAACUCGCCUCUGGGGUCGUCGCUGAGGAUGGCGAAGCAGAUGCAGGCGGAGGCGGGGAGCUGGUUCAUGGAGUUCCUGGAGGCCGCGCUGGAGGCCGGGCUGAAGAAGAAGCGGAGCAGCACUGGCAAGGGGGCGACGGCGGCGCAGGGCUGCCCGCAGUCGCUGGUGCUCCGGGUGAUCAACUGGGUGGAGAUGGAGCAGAGCGGCGGCGAGAGCCGGAAGGCCGGGCACCCGAGGGCGGCCGCCAUCGCGAGGAAGCUGAGGAUCAAGGCCAAGAACCCCUGAGCUGAGGCCCUCCUCCUUGCCCUGAUCGAUUGCUCAUCAGUGAAUGAGAGUGAGCUCUGCUCGUGUGCACUGAAGAACGAACACUGAAGCUCUUGUUCGGCUUUUUGUAUGACCAAAAGCAACUUAAAUUAGGGCGACGAAAUCACAUUUGGACCGAACAAGUUUUAUCUUUUUUUUUGGCCAAGAAUUCCACAAAAGUCAAUUUGUCCUGAAACUUUA